Opisthocomus hoazin is the source of this 1494-nucleotide messenger RNA. NCBI's taxonomy places the organism in Eukaryota, Metazoa, Chordata, Aves, Opisthocomiformes, Opisthocomidae. The record is from RefSeq and is a predicted model, not a curated record.
AUGACCACAAUUCCCCACCCCCUGCAUUGCUUGGAGGAGAGGGAUGAGGUAGAAGAGUCAGGAGUGAAGCUGAGCCUGGAACCUAUCAUGCCAGUGCAGCCAUCAUACAAGCUCUUUUCAGAGUGCAUUGCUUGUAAUCAGAAAUUGGAAAAAUACAGAACAAAAUGGGUGUGUGAGCCAUCUGUAUCGCUGGAAGUGCGAUUAAGGCAAAAGUGCAAGAAGUUUUUCAAAGAAGGCAAAGCUUCAGUGAUGAAUGAAGAAUCUAAGCUGUUGGAAGCCUUCACGGAUUGUAAAUUUAAAACAACUGUGAUCAGCGUUAGAAAUACCGUCCUGCAGCAGAAGGAGACCAUCGGGAGCCAGCGGGAGGCCAUCCGGGAGCUCACUGGCAAGCUGAGCCGCUGCGAGGGCGCCGACGGCAAGUCCGCCGCGGGGACCUGGAAGAAGGAGCUGGGCAAGGGCAAGGACACCAUGGGCGACCUGCCGCGGGACCCGGCGCAGGUCAUCGACCAGCUGAGCCGCACCAUGCAGACCCUGAAGGACCGGCUGGAGAGCCUGGAGCAUCAACUCCGAGCCAAUGUGUCGUAUGCAGUACUGCCUAAUGACCUUCGAGAGAUGCUUCAGCGGAGGCUUGGAGACCUGGAACGCCAACUCCUGAGCAAAGUGGCUGAGCUCGAGGAUGAAAAGUCUUUGCUUCAUAAUGAGACGUCAGCCCAUCGGCAGAAGCUAAAUGCUUCCCUACAGAGGCAAGUGGAAAUAGGAAGAAGUAACAGUGCAUUUAAGUCACCUGAUGAAUUCAAAGUCUCCCUUCCUCUUCGCACAAACUACUUAUAUGGGAAGAUCAAGAAGACUCUGCCAGAGCUGUAUGCUUUUACUGUAUGCUUGUGGUUGAGAUCAAGUGCUUCUCCUGGAAUUGGCACUCCAUUCUCAUAUGCUGUUCCUGGCCAGGCUAACGAAAUUGUCCUCAUAGAAUGGGGGAAUAAUCCAAUUGAACUGCUAAUUAAUGAUAAGGUUGCCCAGCUCCCUCUCUUCAUUAGUGAUGGAAAAUGGCAUCAUAUCUGUAUAACGUGGACAACCAGAGAUGGAAUGUGGGAGGCCUUUCAGGAUGGAGAGAAGCUUGGCACUGGGGAGAAUCUUGCUCCUUGGCACCCAAUUAAACCUGGAGGUGUCUUGAUCCUGGGUCAGGAACAGGACACAGUAGGAGGAAGAUUUGAUGCAACUCAAGCCUUCGUUGGGGAGAUGAGCCAGUUCAAUAUAUGGGACAGGGUAUUAAAAGCUGAAGACAUCAUGAAUAUUGCUAACUGCUCUACCAACAUGCCUGGCAACGUCAUACCCUGGGUUGACAACAACGUUGACGUAUUUGGAGGUGCUACUAAAUGGCCUGUGGAGACAUGUGAAGAGCGUGGAGACAUGUUAAGAGCGUCUGCUAGACUUAUAGCUGCAACUGUUUCCCAUUCAAGUGCCCCCUUUAGUAGGACAAUCUUCUUUGCAAUCUAA